This is a messenger RNA of Chondrus crispus (carragheen), 3948 nucleotides long. RefSeq lists its product as hypothetical. The record is from RefSeq and is a predicted model, not a curated record. The coding region runs from base 1 to 3948 and encodes 1315 amino acids. The transcript has a single exon. Lineage: Eukaryota; Rhodophyta; Florideophyceae; Gigartinales; Gigartinaceae.
AUGAAUAUUGAUAGUAGUCCAAGUUUGUUUCAGGAAAUAUCUGAGACGCCUCCUCUCUCUAUCGUGCCACUGUGCUCAGGAAAAUCUUUCUCAGACACUCAAGAUAGAAGUACUACGGUGAACAACUCCAGCUAUCAAGCUGAGAUUAAUGGUGAUUCUCUCGAUGGAAGCGAUAUACCCUAUUCGCAGGAGCAGGAUUUUGCAGCGGCUGGCAGUGGAUCCUCAGGAGAUAGCACGUCGUCCUGCACGGGAGAGGUUGAAGCCACUGUUACCCCUGCUGAACUUCAGCAGUUACAACCUUUGCGUUCAUUUAUAAGCAACAACGCUAAUAUAAACUCUGAUGCUGGCGCACUUUGUGAGGACUUAUGGAGUGGUAUAUUUCAUGACUACGAUGAAGAAAGAUGUGCUUUAGGAGCUUUACACGCACCAACAAGUACUGUGGACGCACAUAUGUCUGGUGGAGACAUAACCGAGGAUCUCCUGGAGGAAAGGGCAGUUAAUCAUCAGGAGGGGGGGCUUCAAGAUUGGACAUACGAAAGCCCGUUUGCAGAAGUAGAGGUGAUUGUGGAUGAAGUGGACUCCGUGUUAGAAGACCGUUUUAUUACUGAAGCGAAUUCCAUUCUAGAUAAUGUUCUAGAAGAGGUUAACAGCCGGGAGAGCGCCUGCCCGCACGAAACUAUGGACUCCAUGACUGUUUCGUCCAGAAACGACUGCAGUACACCUCGCCAAGUGAAGCCUUUGUCGAGGCUGUCUGUUUUGAGAACAUUUAUACUGGACAGUCUGCUGGAGAAGCUCAAAGCCGUCGCCAAUAGGGCUCUUCACAGCCGAGGUCAAAAGCUCACAACAGUUCAAGAGUUACUAGGACUUUUGGUAUUGCACGUUCUCUGUGCAUCGUACAACGAGGGACCUUCUGUUGUCUGUGGCGCUAAAAUGAGCGACUUUUUCUUUCAUAUGGGACUUUCUGCAGCACGCUACCGACAGGUGUGGUCGGCCUUGACGGGUUGUAGGGAGAAGCGCACUGCAGUUGACUAUUCAACUACUGGGUGGUGUCGGACUGCUUCACGGACAACAUCACUAAUAACAGAUAUUGAGUCUGAGGUGGCUGCUGUCAAUAGAGAAUUACUGUACAUACCGGGGGCCACAGUGCUCUCGUUAGACGAUGACCACCUUCGCAUGGCUUCUAGAGCUGUUAGUUCCCUGUCGUUCCUGCAGCAACAUAACAAUCCCAAAAAGGGAUUGGGGCCGGUAGGCAAUACUCUUGGUUCCGCUCUGACUUCAGUAUUCUUUGCAUGUCAAUUUACUAGAAGGGGGGAAAAGCUUCUUCAUACCUGGGAGCGCUUGGCGCAGUUAUUACAAGGCGCAUCCAUCACCGGUGCUCUAAAACCGAUGGCCGAUGCAAUAUUUGCCGCUGACCGUGGCUAUAAUACGAAGGAGACGCUCAACUUCGUCAGUAAGACAUUGGGAGCUAGUCUACUGGGAACACACAAACGAGAUAUGACGUACCCUUUCGUGUUCGGGAGUGGCGCUAUAACCCGGCGGUCUAAGGGAAUGGUUGUGUCGGAAAAAGGGUGUCGGGCUGUGUACGUUGCAACUUUGAAGUCAAACCUGUCUGUGCGUCGCAGUGGAAGAGAGCUCGAAGCCUGCCUGUAUCGGGAAAGUUGCUCCGGACGUAUUGCUGCAAUGAUACACAACAACAGAAGGCUUUUUAAAUCACGCAGCUUUACGAUUGUUCCUCACAGCAGGUUCAGGGGGCAAGAGCCGCUUUCUGUGCUGGCAGAGGAGCAAGUCAUAUUCGAUGCAGACAGGAGGGUGGCUCUGCCACAAGGAGAACAGUCAGCUAAAGUUCUGAACACGCCGGGUUCUAACCAAGUCGACCAAGCACUGGCUCGGAUCAAGAUACUUACAUUUCACCAGUCAGAAGACCCGGUGUGGUUUCUCCUCCGAGCAUUCAGAUUUACAUCCCGAACGGGCCACUCCUUUUUGGCAACAGUAACUCGUGACUUUGAAAACCAUGUAUCGUCGCUGGCAUGGGCUUUAAGAGGCAAGCAAUUAGCAGUAGGAAGUGACACACUGCCGCAAGAUCACAGCUCAUGUGAGCAGCUAUUAAGGGUUAAAUGGGAAUGUGUCUGCAAAUUAUUUGGCAUGCGACUCGGUGCAGAGCCGCAACCAUCAGAACGGCGCGACCUUGCCCUGCGUCUGGAACGCUACUCGCGAAGCAGAAUUAAUUUAUUCAACAGGAAUGACCUGCAGCAGAUGCUCGGUGGCUUCGCUCGGGGGUUGAGUGGGGCCCCAAGCAAAACAGUGCUAGUCAAUGCCGUCUUGCAGCUACAGGCUGAUAUCGGAGCAGGGACUGUAGAAUUAGACGAUGAUGGGGCUGAUAGUGUCUCCCUAUCAGCGUCCUUGACGGAACGUGCAUCUAAACUCCUACAGAAACUUAGAGAGGCUUCAUUACAUGCGUGGGUAAUGAAGCCCCUCGUUUCUACAGCUGGAAUGAAGGAGGGGUCGCGAAAUGAGAUCGAGGUUCUGAAAGCAAUUCCUUCUUUCCUUUCUAAGACACGUGGAGCAUAUGCUCAUACGAGAGGAGUGUUUAAUGCAGUUGAAUACGCCCAUUCGGACAUAAGGAAAAUUGUGAUACGUCAUAUUCGGUCGGUUGGGCUCGUGGAAAGCAAGAGUAGUACUAUGAUAGCUGACAGCCCGGAUGGUAUCCUGGCAUGCAAGAAUGAAAUAGAGGAGUCCUUUGUCUGCGCAGCAGAAAUUAAGACAAUGACUGCUCUUACGACAGUGAGCGAAGCCACGCAUUUAAGGGAGCAAUUUGGACCGUUGACUAUCCUUUCUGAUGUAGGUUCCUGCGGGGCUGCAGAUGAGCUCUUCAGAACUUUAAUACCAUCAACCCAAUACCGGGCGCAGUGUCUGCAUCAUGCUGCCACGUUAGGAUUGAAGCAUGUGUUGUUCAUUGUGGCAAGUAGUGGCAGUGUUACACACGGGCAAAUUAUCUACGGCUGUUUGAUACAGUUCUCGGAAUACAUUAGACAUAGCUACACAUUCACUUUGGACUCAGUGCUAUCAAUGGGGUUUGGUUGGGUGGGAAGGGAGCCUAAAUAUAUACCAAGAGAGUACGACGCAUUGCUUAAAGAGUCACACGCCUCUGACAUCAAUAGCUUUGCGUCGUACUACAGUCUAAGUACGGGUAUACGGAGAUUAAUUGACAAGGAUGGAAGACCCAUGCCGCCAGCUAGAAUGAUACGGUUGACCCCAGCGGUCUUCUGGAAUCAUUUAAAAGGUGGUGUCGAUGUAAUUUCCCGGUACCUUAAGACGCUGGCGAGAUCAAAUAUAUCAGAGAACCCGGUGACUAGCAUCAUUGCCAGGCUUUUGGUGAUGCAAGUUAACAAUGCAGCUUUAUGCUUUAGACUAUUUAAAGCUCGGGAGUUGGGCAAGCUUCCCGCUACGAUCCCGAUGGAAAACAAAAAAGGAUAUUCGAAGACAAGACAUACCGUGACCGAAUGUGAAACAUUUGGCACAUACGCACGUCUACUGGCAAGGGAGUGGAGAGAAUGGCGUAACACAGAGCAGCAGGAGAGAACAGAAGCACAAUCAGUUGGACGACAUCUAACACCCUACUUUUCUAGAGGUGCCGCCGACAGGUACAACCAUGGCGUGCACCAGGAAAGAAGACUGAGCAGGUCUUUAGACCACAAGCCGGUGGUUGGCCAGUCCACCUAUUGCGUACUUUGUAGUUGGACACUGCGCAUCGUAAGAAAUGGAAAAACAGUAACAAAAAGAAAGGGGGCGAAACAGAUACAGUGGUGCUCUGUGUGCCUUCAGGCUGUAUGCAAAGGUUGUUGGCAAACGUGGCACACAGACGAAGUAUUACGAAGGUUGUCUCCGUCUGCAGAAGAAGUUAGAGAAUUCAACCAGAAUAGAAGAAGCAAGCGUCGUAGAAUGACAUAA